This is a messenger RNA of Phalaenopsis equestris, 1015 nucleotides long. RefSeq names its product putative ALA-interacting subunit 2. Gene Ontology annotation, cellular component: endoplasmic reticulum; Golgi apparatus; plasma membrane. The transcript has 7 exons. The record is from RefSeq and is a predicted model, not a curated record. Lineage: Eukaryota; Viridiplantae; Streptophyta; Magnoliopsida; Asparagales; Orchidaceae. Bases 26 to 1000 code for a protein of 324 amino acids.
UUUAAUACAAACGUUGGAGCAAUGAAUGAAGGGAGUUUAUAUUUUUACCUCAUUUACCUUUUAUCGAUUUACUCAACAGAAUCUGCCAGCCUGUAGACCUGCAUUGACACCAACCUUGGUAAUAACUGUAUUUCUGUUGAUCGGAAUUACUUUUCUGCCGUUUGGAAUUAUAUGCUUUCGUGCCGCAGAAAGUGUUGAUGAACUUGUGCUGCGAUAUGACACUGAAUGUAUACCUGAAAAUUAUAGAGGCAAUAAAGUAGCCUACAUUAAGGAUGACUCGAUCUCUAAAAUGUGUACAUUAACAGUAAAGCUACGAAACCAAAUGAAAGCACCAAUAUAUGUCUAUUAUGAACUAGAUAACUAUUACCAAAAUCAUCGAAGGUAUGUAAAGAGUAGAAGUGAUAGACAGCUUCUUCAUGGAUUGCAGUACAAGGACACUAGUUCCUGCAGACCCAUAGAGUCGAGCAAUGGUCUCCCUGUCUUACCUUGUGGGCUAAUUGCAUGGAGCUUGUUUAAUGAUACGUUCACAUUUGAUGUCAAGGCUGGAAAGUUAAACGUCAACAGGAAGAAUAUUUCUUGGAAAAGUGACCGAGAUCACAAGUUUGGCAAUGAUGUUUACCCAUUUAAUUUCCAGAAUGAUACCUUAAUCGGCGGAGGAAAACUUGAUCCAAGUAUUCCUCAGCUGAGCGAACAGGAGGACCUCAUUGUUUGGAUGCGUGUAGCUGCACUACCCAAUUUUCGGAAACUUUAUGGUGUGAUUGAGAAUGAUAUAGAUGCUGAUGAAGUUAUCACGAUUCAACUUUCUAAUAACUACAAUACUUACAGUUUUGGUGGGAAGAAAAAACUGGUUCUGACGACUUCAAACUGGCUGGGAGGCAAAAAUAAUUUCCUCGGCUUAUCCUACAUUGCCACAGGUUUCUGCAGCAUUCUAGUCGCCAUUCUGUUUGCGUUAAUUCAUGUGAAAUUCCCAAGGUACAUUUUACUUAUCCUUGUAUCAUAACAUAUUUGAUAUUCA